Molecule: messenger RNA, 2452 nt
Organism: Ziziphus jujuba (common jujube)
Lineage: Eukaryota; Viridiplantae; Streptophyta; Magnoliopsida; Rosales; Rhamnaceae
Product: probable metal-nicotianamine transporter YSL6
Exons: 7
Coding region: 292-2325 (677 amino acids)
Cellular component (GO): vacuolar membrane
Molecular function (GO): oligopeptide transmembrane transporter activity
Source: RefSeq, a predicted model, not a curated record
UGUUCAUUGGUUGCACAUUCCCUGCAAACUUUGAGAAACUUGCAAGUAGUAUUUAUUUUAAUUUGCAACCUUUUUCCUGUUCACAAUCAAUCGCAAAGCCCAAAAAGAAAGCUCCAAGCUUUCUCUCUCUCCCCUCCACAUCCAAAAGCAAAAUAGUGAAAAAGAUCUAUUCUUUCUUUAUUGAAUUUUUUUUUUUUUUUUCUGGGCCUUUUUGGAGAAAUUUGAUUGAAAACCCAAAGACCCCCCAACCAAAAUUCCAGAGAGGAAAAAAAAGAGGUCAAAUUCCUCAACAUGGGGAGCGAAACUAAUUCUGUAGUGGAAAUAACAGAGCCGUUGCUCAAUGAUCCAGACAAAAUCAGUGCCGUUGGGUCUGAGGAGGACUCAGUGCCUAUCCCAGAAUGGAAGGAUCAGAUCACCAUCAGAGGGCUGGUUGUGAGCGCCUUGUUGGGUGGGUUAUUUUGCGUCAUCACCCACAAGCUCAAUCUCACAGUUGGGAUCAUACCCUCCUUGAAUGUUGCAGCUGGGUUGUUGGGCUUCUUCUUUGUCAAGUCAUGGACUGGCUUUUUGUCCAGAUUAGGGUUCUCUGUCACCCCUUUUACCCGCCAAGAGAACACCGUUAUCCAGACCUGUGUUGUCGCUUGCUAUGGCCUCGCAUUCAGCGGAGGUUUUGGUUCGUAUUUGAUUGCAAUGGAUGAGAGGACAUAUCAACUUAUUGGUGCUGAUUACCCGGGUAAUAGGGCUGAAGAUGUUAAGAACCCUGGAUUGGGGUGGAUGAUUGGUUUCUUGAUUGUUGUCAGUUUUCUCGGGCUGUUUAGUCUUGUUCCACUUCGCAAGAUAAUGGUGAUGGAUUACAAGCUUACUUAUCCAAGUGGAACAGCCACUGCCAUGUUGAUAAAUAGCUUCCACACCAAUACUGGAGCUGAGCUUGCAGGGAAGCAAGUACACUGUCUGGGAAAAUAUUUAAGCAUAAGCUUGUCUUGGAGCUGCUUUAAGUGGUUCUUCAGUGGUAUUGGGGAUUCAUGUGGAUUUGACAAUUUUCCGAGCCUUGGAUUGACACUAUUUAAGAACACGUUUUAUUUUGACUUCAGUCCAACUUAUGUUGGAUGUGGUCUUAUUUGCCCUCACAUUGUCAACUGCUCAGUUCUUCUUGGGGCUAUCAUAUCGUGGGGUUUUCUCUGGCCCUUUAUUUCCAAACAUGCUGGAGACUGGUAUCCAGCUGACCUUGGUAGCAAUGAUUUUAAAGGUCUUUAUGGAUAUAAGGUAUUUAUAGCAAUUUCCCUUAUCCUGGGAGAUGGACUUUACAAUUUGAUCAAGAUUAUAGCUAUUACUGCUAAGGAAAUCUGCAGCAAAAACACCAAAGAGAAGCUUCCUGUAGUUAUGGAGGCCUUAGAUAGUGAGAGCUCUAGACUAAAGCUGGAGCAGAAAAGAAGGGAUGAGGUAUUUCUGAAAGAUAGGAUACCCUCUUGGAUUGCAGCUUCUGGAUAUGUGGGACUGGCUGCAAUAUCAACAGCAACGAUACCAAUUAUCUUUCCUCCCCUUAAGUGGUAUCUGGUUCUCUGUUCCUAUAUAAUUGCUCCUGUCCUAGCCUUCUGCAACUCUUAUGGCACCGGCCUCACAGACUGGAAUUUAGCUUCAACCUAUGGUAAAAUUGGUCUUUUCAUCAUUGCUUCGCUGGUUGGAAGUAAUGGUGGGGUGGUAGCUGGGUUAGCAGCUUGCGGGGUGAUGAUGUCCAUUGUCUCCACUGCUGCUGAUCUCAUGCAAGAUUUCAAGACAGGUUACCUCACACUUUCCUCGGCUAAGUCUAUGUUUGUGAGCCAGUUGGUGGGUACAGCCAUGGGCUGUGUGAUUGCUCCACUCACAUUCUGGUUGUUUUGGACUGCUUUUGAUAUUGGGUCACCCGACGGACCAUACAAAGCACCUUAUGCUGUAAUAUUCAGGGAAAUGGCCAUUCUCGGUAUAGAGGGCUUCUCUGAGCUUCCCAAGCAUUGCUUAGCCAUAUGUUGUGGGUUUUUUGUGGCCGCACUGGUUAUAAACCUCCUAAGGGAUGUAACUUCUGAGAAGGUUUCUCAAUUUAUUCCCAUCCCAAUGGCCAUGGCAGUGCCAUUUUAUAUUGGAGCGUACUUUGCCAUUGACAUGUUUGUUGGAACGGUAAUACUCUUUAUAUGGGAAAGAAUUAAUAGGAAGGAUGCAGAAGAUUAUGCAGGAGCAGUUGCUUCUGGUUUAAUAUGUGGUGAUGGAAUUUGGACAGUUCCAUCAGCAAUUCUUUCCAUCUUCAGGAUCAAUCCACCGAUCUGCAUGUACUUUGGGCCUUCUUUGGACAGCUAAAUGGGAAAAUCCACUAGAUUUGUUGUAUAUAUUUUCUAUGUUAGUUGAAGGAUUGUUGGACUGUAAAUAUUUGUCUUCUGUUUGAUUUAUUGAACUCUUGUCUCUCACACAUUAUUUCUGAGCCAUA